Molecule: messenger RNA, 4178 nt
Organism: Ruditapes philippinarum (Manila clam)
Lineage: Eukaryota; Metazoa; Mollusca; Bivalvia; Venerida; Veneridae
Product: acetylcholine receptor subunit beta-type unc-29-like
Exons: 2
Coding region: 2583-3827 (414 amino acids)
Biological process (GO): monoatomic ion transmembrane transport; chemical synaptic transmission; signal transduction
Cellular component (GO): synapse; membrane; neuron projection
Molecular function (GO): neurotransmitter receptor activity; extracellular ligand-gated monoatomic ion channel activity; transmembrane signaling receptor activity
Source: RefSeq, a predicted model, not a curated record
CGACAAUUUCAAAUUGACGGUUGUAUAUUAGAAUCUUAGUGAAACAUUAUCAUUUUAUAUUUUCUUUUUUAAUUAUAUUUUGCAAAACUUAACCGCUAUGUUUUUGUGCAUGCGAAUCAUUCAGUGUAGAACUUUACAUAUAAAUCAUUGAAAAAUUUACAUAUUUAUCAAAGUUAAAAAUUAACUAUAAGAAAUUAAACACAGUAUUUAUCAACUCAUGUUACAUAUGAUUUAAAGAAAGAAGUAAUAAGUUAAGUUACAAUAAAGUAAAUAUUUUGGCGAGGAUUCGAACUUGCAAAUGCGAGAUCAAAAUUCCGCCGUACUUUCUAAAAGGUUAGAUUCAAGUAUCCAGAACUAUAUACUAGUAUUUAUUAUCAUCAUUAAAAAAUAGCGCGUAAAUGAUGUAGUUUGCUGAAUGAUAUAAUUAUAUAUUUGAUCUCUAUUACAACAAAAUAUUCAAGUAUCAUGUAAUUACGAUGUUUUUGUGUGUGAUUUUUUUUUACCUAAAUAACAAAACCGGCAUAAUCUCGUAUGUUAAUUCACUUUAAAUAAGUAAGGAGAAGGCUGAUAAAAAAAAUCAAUUUACUUAAACAGUCCAAUCCUAUACGUAGUUGUUCUGUAAAAGGACCAAAAAAUGGCUAAUGCGCAUACGGACCUGGACAAUCUUAGGUUUUCGGCAGUUUGCACGAGUAAACGUACUAUGGUUCUUAAUAAAGAGUUUACUUCAUAAGUGCAAGCUGUACAGCUCUUAGCUUUAUCGUUAUCUUCAUAACGUUAUGGGACAAUACCUUCAAAUUAAAAACAAGAAAAGCAUUGAUGCAAAGCAUCAAAAGGCGUCCAAGGAAAAAAAUGCAGCAAGUGACGAUAAACUAGUAGACAUCUGAAGACCAAUCUUCGUAUAAGUGUUUCAAUGGUUAAUUGAAUUCUACCAGAAUUGUAUAUCAUAGAUCAAUGGGCGGACGACAGACAUUGUUCAUCAUGACCUUUGGUAGGCUUGCUACAUAUUAGAAUAUUAAAUGUAUUUUCUUUGGAACAUACAAAACAGUAGUCAAAAUGAACAAAGUCUGUUCUAUUGUUGUUGUUAUUAUUAUUAUUAUUUAUAAAUGUAACGAAUAUACAAACAGUUUAUAAAAGUAGUAACAAAACGGGCUCAUAUAGUCAUAUUACAUGCAUUUUUUUCCAUGGCUGGAACUUAAGAUACAGAAGUUUAUUUCAAGUCCCAGAUAAAUACUGAAAGUAGAACACACACAGGAACGAAAAAUUUGGGAUGAAUUUCAAAAAGACCAAAUUCAGAAUUUCUUUUGUUAUAGGCGUUAACAAAAAUAAUGGUACAUUAAAAAUCAUGAAUAAAUUUGCAUGGCAUGUUGAUAUGGUGAAAGAUUAUUUUAAUAAAUAAUUUAUUUAUCAAUAUAAUGGAAGACUGUUACCUGAAUUUAAGACUUAAGAAAAAACCCGUGAAGUUGCAAUUGUCCUUUCACAAAAUCUGAAUGCAUUCCAUAUGAUAAUGCGUCUUUUUGGAUGAUUUUAUUGAUAAAUGUAAGGAUAUUAUUUCUAUAUCUAGCUGAUGUUGUUUUAUAACUAUCAAGAUUGCCCUUUAUGUUGUUAAACUAUCAUAUUUGAGCGUUAAAGUUUCACAAUAGUUGUCAAAGUUAACUCCGGAAACGUUAAAGAACAUGUGAAAUGAAUGACUUAGACUUGGUUUCAAUCAUACAAUAUCCACAAUAUCUGUUAUUGUAACUUCCAGGCUUUGUUCAAAUUACAUAAUUUCUUUUUAACCUACUCUGUGAUUUUGUCGGUGUCUAAAUUUCGUUCAAAAUACAUAUAGAUGUAUUUACGCUUCAAAACAAAAGUAUAUAGAAUUUAUACAGAAAUUCAUGCUGGGACUUUAAAUAAUGUCAUUUUAGCGUGAAUUGAGUACAUAAAAUCAUUUUAAUAUUUUUGUCAUUAAUUUGCCUGAUUACCCCAUUAAUAUAUUAAAUUGCACUCCGGCUUCGACGUUCAUCUCUUAGGAAUACACUAUUUUCGCAAAAACAGUCUCUAUUAGUGAUGUGAGGUGUAAACUGUGAUAAAUAAUACGUUCGUUUUUGUAAGAAUGCUGUUGAUAAUUUAUCAUAAACCCCUGGCGCUUUGUUUUAAUAUUUUAUAUAGAGCAAAUUAUCUUCAAUUAAUAUAAUUAUUCGUGGAACAUUUGCCAUUUCCUAUACAUUAUGCAUUAUUAAUAAAAAAUCUACAUAUGUCAUAAAUGUUAAAAAGGUGAAUAUCUACUAAUUAUUUCAUUUCUCCCCAAAGAGUAGAUUUGACAUUUGACAUUAUAAAACCUCUAAGCAAUCUUAUAAUACUCUCUAUAUACAAUUAUAUAGAUCUAAUUUGAUUUUUUGUCAGCGCAAAUACAACUAUGUUGAUUCAAUUCACAAAAGAGGAGGACGCUCAUUGCUGAUAUCUAAGUCGGAUGAUUUCAAAAUAGAAAAUAUUUUAUUAUCGGCGCUAACACUAUUACUUCAGUGCCGGAAAAAGACAAGAGAAUAUUUAUGUAAAAUGUGAGACUUUUAAGGACGUGUACGGCUAGAUACCGGUAUAUUCAAAUGAAUUUGUUUGUGCAAAUAACAAUUGUUUUACCAUGUGUUAUAUUCGGCGUUACGAGUUUAAAAAGCAACAAUACGUACAAUAUACACCGUACACUUUUGGAUGAAUAUAAUGCAGACAUAAGGCCAUGUUUGGAUUGCAAGACACCGUUGUACAUAGAGAUGGCGUUCAAUCUUGCCUCGUUGAAUAAACUGGACGAAAUUGAAGGUGAGCUAAAUACAGUGGGAUAUGUCACUAUAUCGUGGAUGGACGAAAGACUGAAAUGGGAUUAUCAAUCUACUGGUGUCAGCAGCAUAAUGUUUUCACCAAAACAUGUUUGGACACCACCAAUUAUUUUGGGAAACCCAUCUAAGUCAGUUAGCAGACUGAAUGCAGACGACGCUCUGGUGCGCGUGAUGUACAACGGAAAAAUCUUGUGGCAUCCAGGUGACGUUUUCCGUUCAAGAUGCGAGUUUGACGUCUACAACUAUCCAUUUGAUGAACAGAGUUGCAUGAUUAUAUUCACCCCUUGGUCAUAUUCAUGGGAAGAAAUUUCUCUUAAAUCUUCAAUGCAACAAAUACAAACAGAUUUCUAUCAUGAAAAUGGAGAAUGGAAAUUAGGAACGACCAACGUAUCAACUUAUCCACACGGCCAAAUUUCCAUAAUUCAAUUUGACAUCAACUUUGUGCGUCGGUCCGAGUUCUUUGUCGUCAACGUGAUAGUACCGAUUGCAUGUCUGAGUUUCUUGAAUUGCCUAUCGUUCGCAAUCCCAAUUCAAAGUGGGGAACGAUUAUCAUAUUCCGUUACAAUUUUGUUGUCAUUUGCUGUAUUUAUGACUUUAGUAAGCGACAAUAUUCCAAAAACGUCUGCUCCAAUGUCGUUGCUUUGCUAUUUUUUGAUGUUACUUUUUUCCGGAAGUGUAAUGAUUAUGAUCUGCGUGAUGGUAAACAUGCGCGUCUUUUACACAGACCAUGCGUCCAAGAUUUCUCCCGCAUACAUUCGUUUCACAAAAUUACUCAAAUGCUGCACGAAUGAAGAAAAUAAAAUAUCACAACACGAUAAGGACAACUGCAUGUAUUACAAAAAUAACAUGAAACGGUCCCCCAGUGCCUCAAUUAGUCACCUUGAGCAAGACCUGGAUGACCACGUCACAUGGCAAGAAGUUGCGCGUGCUUUCGAUCGACUUGGAUUUGUUAUAUUUCUGGUAUAUUUCAUCGGACUGUCGGCAGGUAUGGUGCUAUAUAUUUCGAGGUCGAAGUUUUAAAGAUCUAUAAUGAUCUUCUGACUGAAAAUGCUCUACUGAAAGUUACAUGUAUAUAUAUAAAUGUAAGAAAAAUAUACAUGUACCUUAUACAUGACACAUUGUAGCAUGGUGUUAAUAAAGGAAUUUUGAACUAUUACGAUAAAAAAUAAAAUAUGUGCUAAGACCCGUUCUAUUAUAUACCGUCAUAAUUUGGUCAUACCGGUGCAUAUUAUUAUCACACCUAUCGCGGAAGAACACUUUUAUUACAUUUCCGCUAUAUUAAUAUAUAUAUAGCAAAUUUGCAUAAUGGUUUAAAGUUUACCCUAUUGUCUCUGUUUGUAUAAAAUACUUAGUCAGUUUGCAAAUAAGAAA